AUGGAAGAACCCCUCCAGUCACAGACACCACAGCCUCCUGAGAGCUGUAGCUCCCCUGGACUUGCCGGAAAACCAUGUUGGAAUUUGGAUUUUAAGGUGGCAGUGCUUCUCGUAACUCUGGCAGGAGCUGUGAUCCUCCUGCUGCUGUACAAACUAUUACAGAUGUGGCACAGGCUAAAGCUGGCCAGGGCAAUACAUGCUUUGGAGUACAACAGCUUUUACCACAGUGCCACGUAUACUCUUCCACAGCUUACUCCUUGUCAGGACAUUACAAUCAAGAAUGGGACCAUCCCAGAGGAUAUUUCUCCAAUCCAAACCAUAACUGCAGUGACUCCUCCUGUUGUCACCCCAGCACUGCCAGCAACUUUAACUCCCUAA
Menidia menidia (Atlantic silverside) is the source of this 378-nucleotide messenger RNA. Lineage: Eukaryota; Metazoa; Chordata; Actinopteri; Atheriniformes; Atherinopsidae. The record is from the annotation of a GenBank genome assembly.